Brassica napus (rape) is the source of this 849-nucleotide messenger RNA. RefSeq names its product RGG repeats nuclear RNA binding protein A-like. The record is from RefSeq and is a predicted model, not a curated record. Bases 1 to 849 code for a protein of 282 amino acids. The transcript has 6 exons. Gene Ontology annotation, cellular component: nucleus; cytoplasm. NCBI's taxonomy places the organism in Eukaryota, Viridiplantae, Streptophyta, Magnoliopsida, Brassicales, Brassicaceae. Gene Ontology annotation, molecular function: RNA binding.
AUGGCAACUUUGAACCCUUUUGAUAUGUUGGAUGACGGCGCUAAGGAUCCGAGCCAGAUUGCCGUUUCCAUCGCUGCAGAUAAGCCUAAGAAACCUGCACCUGUUUCCGCUGUCUCUGCUAAGUCAUCUGCUCCGUCGAGGCAGCUUGCUCAACCUGUGAGAGAGGCUAGGAGUGAUGCUCCACGUGGCGGUGGACGUGGUGGUGGAGACGGUGGAUUUAGCUGUGGUCGUGGUGGUUACAACCGUGAUUUUAGAGGCGGUGAUGGUAACAGUAAGCCCUCUGAGGAAGCAUGCGUUUCAAAGCCUCUCUAUGAGAAACGUAGUGUAUAUGGCGGUGCUCGUCGUGGUGGUGGUCGACGUGGUGAAGCUGGUGACGGUGAACGUCCUCGAAGGACAUUCGAGCGUCAUAGUGGAACUGGCAGAGAGGGUGACAUCAAAAGCGAAGAAACUGGUUGUGGAAAUUGGGGAACACCAGGAGAAGGAGUUACUGAAGAAGUUGCUGGUGUUGAGACUGAGAAGCCCGUUGCUGAUGAGGUUGUUGCUGAUGCUAACAAGGAGAACACUGCUGAAGUGGAGGAGCAGAAAGAGUCUGAAGAAAAGGGUUCGGAUAAGGACAAACGCAAAGAUGACAAAGAAGAGAAGGCUAAGAAGGCUGUGAACAUCAACGAGUUUUUGAAACCAGGUGAGGGUGAGAACUACUACCGAGGAGGAGGUCGUGGUGGUCGUGGAAGGGGACGUGGUGGUCGUGACGGGGAAGGUGCUUCUGGUGGUGGAUUUGAUGGUUACCAUAGUGAAGCUGCGCCUGCCAUUGGAGAUACUGCUCAGUUCCCAUCUCUUGGGGGCAAGUAG